CUAGACUCCCCAGUAUCCCAAUAAAAUAUAUGUUCCUUUCCUUAUUUUAAGAAAAAAAAAAAUUUCCUCUAUUAUGGCUACUUGCUCUUGGGCUGAAAUAUUAAACACCAUCUGAGAAGCCUCUUGUGUUGUGCUUGGAUUACCAUCGUCUUUAAUUACCACCUGCUUCCAUUAGUCUCAAUCUGAUUCUACACGUUAAUUAAUUAAGAAAUGUUACCUUAAGUUCAUGCUGGCUAGGAAAUCAUGGCAAUGGCUGAGAAUGAGAAUGGCAGAAUGGAUGUGAACUGGAAGAAACGUUUACAUGUUUUUGGUGAGAAGGUGAGGAGAUAUCCUAGUUUGGCUUGGCAGACUACGUGGAAGGUGGGACGUGAAGACCCAAGAAGGGUGAUCCAUGCAUUCAAAGUGGGUUUGUCUCUGACUUUGGUUUCUUUGCUGUAUCUGUUGGAGCCAUGCUACAAUGGAUUUGGGCAGAGUGCAAUUUGGGCUGUCAUGACAGUGGUGGUUGUGCUUGAGUUCACAGCAGGGGCAACUUUAUGCAAAGGGCUCAACAGAGGAUUGGGGACACUGUUAGCUGGACUAUUGGCACUUCUUAUUGGGUUUAUUGCAAAUGCAUGUGGUCGGGUCCUUCAAGCUGUUCUCAUUGGAGCUGCCGUUUUUCUUAUAGGAACUGUAGCUUCUUAUAUGAGGUUUGUUCCCUAUAUAAAGAAGAACUAUGACUAUGGUCUAGUUAUAUUUCUUUUGACUUUCAACCUCAUUACUGUGUCGAGCUACCGAGUUGACAAUGUCUUGAAGAUUGCACAUGACCGCAUCUACACCAUUGCCAUAGGAUGUGCCAUUUGCCUUCUGAUGAGUCUACUAAUAUUUCCAAAUUGGUCAGGAGAAGACCUCCACAAUUCCACGGUUUUCAAGCUUGAAGGCCUUGCCAAAUCUAUUGAAGCUUGUGUCAAUGAAUACUUUUAUGGAGAAGUUGAAGCUUCUGGAGAUAUCAAAUUGUCCGAGGAUCCCAUAUACAAAGGUUACAAGGCUGUUUUGGAUUCAAAAUCCACUGAUGAAAUGCUGGCAUUACAUGCAAGCUGGGAACCGAGGCAUUCGAGGUACUGUCACAGAUUUCCAUGGCAGCAGUAUGUAAAAGUUGGAGCUGUUCUUCGUCAAUUUGGGUAUACUGUGGUAGCCCUACAUGGCUGUUUGAGAACAGAAAUUCAGACACCACGAUCUGUUAGAGCCCUGUUCAAGGACCCCUGUAUAAGGCUAGCAGCAGAGGUAUCCAAAGUACUGAUAGAACUUUCCAACAGCAUAAGGAAUCGCCGCCAUUGCUCUCCGGAAAUACUCUCAGACCAUCUUCAUGAAGCCCUUAAGGACCUCAACACUGCCAUAAAAUCUCAACCUCGCCUCUUCUUAGGCUCCAAGCACAAACAAAACCAUACUAGCAACAUGCUUAAAAUAGCUGCAGCACAGGUUGGAAAUGAAAGGCAUGGAAAGACCUCUGGAGUCUCUCUAUCAAGCGUUAAAACUGACUCUUCAGCUUUGCUAGAAUGGAAAUCCAAAAGGGUUUCCACUGAACAGUCAAAGGAAACAGAAAGAAAGUCUUUAAGACCCCAAUUGAGUAAAAUUGCAAUCACUAGCCUUGAGUUCUCUGAGGCCCUUCCUUUUGCUGCUUUUGCAUCUUUGCUUGUGGAAACAGUGGCCAAACUGGACCUUGUCAUAGAGGAAAUUGAAGAACUGGGGAGAUUAGCAUGCUUCAAAGAGUUCAGACCUGGUGAUGAGAUUGUUGUGACUUGUGAGGGGCCCCGAGUUGAUGUGUUACAGAAUCAUUUACCUUCUCAUGGAGUAGACUAAUUAAGAGACAGAUAGCCCUUAGAAAUUGCAUUAUUUCAUGGAUAUCGAUGAUCUGUUAUUUGAUGAAUUAUGGUGAUGAAUAUUAAAAGAUAUAUUUAUGUUUUAAAUUUUUGAUCUACUUUUAA
Messenger RNA from Gastrolobium bilobum, 1961 nucleotides. RefSeq names its product aluminum-activated malate transporter 12-like. The transcript has 6 exons. The coding region runs from base 244 to 1836 and encodes 530 amino acids. Lineage: Eukaryota; Viridiplantae; Streptophyta; Magnoliopsida; Fabales; Fabaceae. Gene Ontology annotation, cellular component: plant-type vacuole membrane. The record is from RefSeq and is a predicted model, not a curated record. Gene Ontology annotation, biological process: malate transport.